AUGCAACUCAUCAAGAUCUCUCUUCUUGCUCUUCUUUCCGGUUACGCCGCAGCUCAGGAUAUCGACGAUAAUGAUGUCCCUACCGAAUGCCGAGCCGUUUGCCAAGUAGUAACCCAGCUCACCCAACAAUGUGACACUCAAAAUAACGACAUCGACUCGGGCUACAUCAACUGCGUCUGCUCAUACAACAAUGCGGCAUCUUUGAUUCCAGCAUGUGAAGCUUGUAUUGCAAAUUAUGAUACUAAUGACGGACAUGACAAUGACGUCAACGACCUCAUCCGUAGUUGCUCCUUUACAACCACCGUCUUCGUCAGUGGCGCCGGAACUUCAGCGCGUACAACCGCUUCGACCUCUGCAGCAGGUUCAGCGUCUGUCACCACGACAUCCGUAUCAACUGGUAGAACAACUCUCGCAGGUGGAAGUGUCCAAUCCACAACCGCUACUUCGACUGGCGUUGUAGCUGCAAACACUAAUUCAGUCGGCACGACUGCGUCGACUGCAGCCGGAAACGCUGCUCCGACUACUAGUGGUAAUGCUGCUGCUGGGAGGACGGUCGAGAUGGGUGUUGCUGGCUCAGUGUUCCUUGGUGUGGUCGGAUUUUUGGGGUUGAUUUAA
Messenger RNA from Glarea lozoyensis ATCC 20868, 615 nucleotides. RefSeq lists its product as uncharacterized. The record is from RefSeq and is a predicted model, not a curated record. The coding region runs from base 1 to 615 and encodes 204 amino acids. Lineage: Eukaryota; Fungi; Ascomycota; Leotiomycetes; Helotiales; Helotiaceae. The transcript has 4 exons.